Fomitiporia mediterranea MF3/22 is the source of this 336-nucleotide messenger RNA. RefSeq names its product translational machinery component. The annotation marks the transcript as partial. The transcript has a single exon. Gene Ontology annotation, molecular function: structural constituent of ribosome; mRNA 5'-UTR binding; small ribosomal subunit rRNA binding. Gene Ontology annotation, cellular component: mitochondrial small ribosomal subunit; ribosome. Gene Ontology annotation, biological process: ribosomal small subunit assembly; translation; maturation of SSU-rRNA from tricistronic rRNA transcript (SSU-rRNA, 5.8S rRNA, LSU-rRNA). The record is from RefSeq and is a predicted model, not a curated record. Lineage: Eukaryota; Fungi; Basidiomycota; Agaricomycetes; Hymenochaetales; Hymenochaetaceae.
AACUGUAUUAUGACAUUAACGGACGAACAAUCGCGUUGGGUAGCAAGUUGGAGCUCGGGGAUGUGUGGGUUCCGGAACGCUGCUGAGGGUUCGUACGAAGCGGGUUAUCAAUGUGCUAUACACAUAUUUGAGAAAGUACGCGAGGAGAUCAAGAGGCGGUCGGAGGAGGUUAAGCUUGAGAUAUACCUCAAUGGAUUCGGGCAAGGGAGAAGCGCGUUGUUGAAGGCGUUGACUAUGUCGGAAGGGGAUGGUGUGAGAGAGGUUGUGUCUAAAUUGACGGAUACGACACCCAUACGAAUUGGAGGGACGCGGUUGCAGAAAGCAAGGAGGCUAUAG